CUAGUGGUAUCAUUGACUCACUGUAUAACUUAUUCCGAUUCAAAACCAAAUGAUUUUUCAACUACUCUGUAUAUACUUAAUAGUAGUUGGUGUUACCUUCGCGUGCAAACCAAUUGGAUUAUAUAAAUGUAUUUGAUUGUAAAGAAAAGACGUGCAACCGUGGAGAAGUGAAAAGCAUUUCUUUCAAAUGGUUGGUAAACGCUGGUUGAAAGAAUAGCGAUUUAAAAUAGAAUAAAUGGAAAAACUAUAGUUUCUUAUAUAUAUAUACGGUAAACAAGAUGGCUUUACUCAUAAAUCAUAAACCACAUUUAAUUGGCUAACAAACGAUAUUAAUAGUUGAAUUUUAAUUUACAAUUUUAAGAUGCUAAAGUAGUCAUAAAGUGAUAAGUGUGUCGAGAGUUGAUGUCUAGUUUAUUAAUGUAUUUUGUUUUAAAAGUAAAAGAUAAACUAAAAUGUAAAAAUGCAAGUGAUUAAAUUUUAUUGAGAAAAUUUUAAACUAACUGAAAGUAAUAGACAAAGUAAAUAUUAUUUUUAAUAUGUGUGAACAAUCUUAAAUAUCAAAUAUUUGUAUAUACAAAAUCAAUACAAUACUAAAAGGAGAAUAAGGGCUCCUCUCAUGCUUCCACGUCACCUUUUUUAUUCCACGUCUGAUGGGCUGAUGGGCUAGCUUAUUUUUUUUUCGUUAUGCUUGGCCCGUAAGCCCGUAGCUUUAGAGAAACGAGAGAGACGCAUCGAUCCAUCCAUAACCCUACCUUCUUCUCUCUCGCGCAAGACUGUGAUCUCCCUCCGAGCCCUUUCAUCUUCUUCCGUUUCCUUCUCAAUCAAUGAUGAUUGAAGUUAUGUUGCUCGGUUUUAUUGGUUUGGUUAUAAAAGAAAUUUGGUUAUCUAACCAAUCUCUGCGUCUUUUGUCUUUUAAUUAGUUAGGGUUUUGUUGGUUUUCGUUCUUUGCCUCUUCUUCUACAUCGUUGUCUCUCUCAACUUUGUCUGCAAACACAAUUUUUUUCUUUCAACUCCUCACCUUCAUUAAAGCUCAACGAGGUUCAACACAUCCUUCUAAAUUCCCUUGAUUAUUGUGAUUGUCAUUCGACACGGAGGAACCGACCUCCUCCGCCUUCACUUCAUCUCCAUGUUCAAGGUAAGGACAACCACAUCACCGUGCUCUACUUCGACACGGAUGUACCGAUCCCCUCCGGCUCAUGAUGAAUCCCGUGCUCAACCAUCUUUUCUAUGGAUUUCUUCAAAUCCAAGUACAUAUCUUCUGGUUCUUUGGUAUAUAUUUUAAUUUUCUUCGAGUCUUUGUGAUGAUUUAAUUGAUUUUCCAUGAAAUCAUUUGUGGUUAAAGAGGAGGAUGAGACGCUUCGUGGAGGUGGCUAAGGGUCGUUGGCAUUUUUACCUUUGUUAACGGUGGUGGAAGCUCCAGAAGAUAAUGUUAUAGGGGUUUGUUGAUAUGAUGAGAAGUAGCUCUUUAUCUAGAGCCUUCAAUCUGUUUUUUUUCCAAUCAGUAGGAAGAAAGGAGGCUGCAAAGCUUUAGAAAAGUACUUUCAAAUAAUUGUAAUGACGGAGGCAAUGUACAGGAGUCUAACUUUAUUUGCAUAGAGUAAAUUUUAUUAAAAUUGAUCUGAUUGGAGAAUGGAUUUGGUCGUGAUGGUGAGAAUGUUUGGAUUUGAAUUUGAAUUUGCAUUCAGCUUCCUGAGUGUAUAAUUGAACAUUAGGAGUUUUUUUCGUAUUGGUUUUAUUGAUAGUAUGAUCUUGCUGAUGAUUAUGGUUUGUUGUUCUCUCCAUAGACAGCUGUUAGUGCUUUAUAUUCUCAGCUCAAAGAGCUCCAGAAGAAGGAUGCAGACAUGAAGGAGCGUGACAAAAUGUUGUACUCAAAGGUAUUUCCUUUUCUUUGCAGGAAAACAGAUCAUGUAUCUUUUAGAUCCCCUUUUUGGUUUUAUAGCUAUCCCCCUUCCAAAUAUAUGAAGCAGUUUAUAUCACAAAUGCAGGGGGACACUGAUUCUACGAGUAAGUUAAUUGGUUAUUGUAUGUGUGUUCAUGCAUUCAUAUACUUAAGCUAUCUGAACACUGUAUAUUUAUAUAGGUUGGUCGCUAGAGACACUGAUCUUCCAUUGGCAGCAACACUGCUGAAAGCAUAUGCAAAGGUUGAGCCUCUGACAAUAGCUGAGCUCAAUUAUUUAUUAUCACUGCUCCAUCCCAGGACAUUGACAUCAUAUGUACCGGGAGAGUUGCUCGCGUUGACAUGGACAAAGGGUGGUGUUAUGCUGCAUGCUCCAAAUGCAGUAAAACUGCAGCACACUGUCUCCGCUAUUGCGUUUGUGCAAUGCGACAAUGCUCAUGCUGUCGGGACUUUCCGCUAUCGCGUGGAGACGGCCAUUGCUGAUGGUACUGCUGAAGGUACAUUCUUUCGUUUUGAUGGUGUAGUGACGAAAUUACAUAGCCUCAGAGCAAGUGAAGCUGGUCAAAUGCUGGCUGAAGGAGUAAACCCUGAGGACUUUAAGAUGCCUCCAUUUACUACCCAUAUAGAAGCAAAGACAUACACUUUCCAAUUCAGUGUUAGUACAUCUAACUUCACAGCAAUCAGACAUUCACCAUCACGCUCAUUCUCGAUGAACGUGACCGUGUGCCAGUCCCUGACGUUGUCGACAACAUAGGUAAUGAUGAUGGGGACGACAUGCCAGAUGGCAAUCCAAUUCCUGUUAAGGUGGAAACUGGAGGGAGCAGUGGUGAGGCAGCGUUCAAUGCUGAUACAGAUCCAGUUGGUGUGUGCAGAAGAAGACGGCCAACUCAUCUUCUGAGGUGGUUAAGAAGACGUGUGUGGCUUGAGAUAGACUAGAAAGAACUAUAAACACACUACUCAAAAUUUAAAUAAUGCUUAUGCAUCUUCAUUUCCUUUCGCGUAUUGGUUAACUAUGUUUUUGUCUUUCUCCAAUUUUUGGGUACUAUAUUUGUCAUACAAUCUUCCUAAUAUGAGUUAUCUACCUAUUAACUUUCCACUACAAAUUUAUUUUUACUUAUACAUUUGUUUUAAACCUUUUGAUUCAAAAUGUGAGAAAAUAAUAUUUUUUUGUUAAAAUUUCCCAGAUUAGAUUUAUUAGCUAACAUGUUAUUUUUUUAAAAAAAUUAUAUGUUUAUCAGUGUUUUAAAAACCGGACCGGCCGGUUGAACUGGUUGGACCGUGAUUCACUCUUCUAACCGGUUCCGAGUUUGGCUAAGAACCGGAUUUAAGUUGAACCGGCACCAAACUCGCUAAAACCGGUGAUCCGGUUCAAUACUAAAACCCAGUUUUCUCAAAUUUAAGUUUAUAAUAAAAAAAAAAUUGUAAUUUCUUAAGAAAAAAAUCAUAAAACUUCAUAUUAUAUUUUAAUAUCUGUCUAAAUAAAUUAGUUUACAUUAUCUUUACAUUUUAUUUUCAUUUAUAAAAAUAAUUAUGUAUUAUGCUAUAUAUUUAGUUACUUAAUUUAAAAGUAAAUUAAAUUUUUAAAUCCCGGUUGAAUCGGUCCGACCAUUGACCCAGAUAUAAUGCCGAGUUAGUGUCCGGCUUGGUUUUAAAAAUAUUGUAUUUAUUUAAACCAUUAAAUUUUAAAAUUAUUAUUUAUUGGUGUUGGAGUAUAGUUAAUGAUUAUUUUAUUUUUAUCGCAUUAAUGCAUUGGUUUUAUUAUAAACCUUAAUCUUGAUUGGAGCCUGAAUAGUAUGAUAACAAGUAAAUAUUAAAAGUAUAAAGUUUAAUUAUUAGGGCUCAUGUUUUAUACAAUCGUUAAUUUACCUUAUAAUACAUGUUAUCAUCGUUAAAAGCUAUAAUGCCAUCUACUAAACUUAAUAGUUAAAACCCGUAUAAUAUGAGCCGCAAAGUUGAACAUGAUAUCAAACUAUGAGAUUUAUGCAUAUCCUGUUGUUGUAAUGUCUGACUGUAUUUCCUUACGUAUUAUCAACCAUACGUUAAGACUGAUGAAAACCAGCUCAUCGAACUGCCUGAUGCAAACAAAUCAGACUAUACAGUUAUUGUUUCAGAUUAUAUAUUUUAAAAUAUUUUUAGUUAUAAUGAAUAAGUUAUUCUUUUAUAUCGUAUAAAACAUUAAUUUUAAGGAAAAUUGUAUAACAAAAAAGAAAAAAUAAAUUAUUUUAUGAAAAAAUAUAUAAAUGAGACCGAAAUAACUUUAUUUUACUUAUUAUUUAUAACACCACUGAAUUUAAAAAAAAACCGUAAACUAAAUAUUUAUAAUUCAAAAUUAUUAUAAUGACUCGACAUCAUAUAAUUUCUAAAAUAAAUAUUAAAAUAAUUAGUUAGAAUAAUUGUGAAAUAUUUAUGAAAAUAAAUGUGAUUUUUAAUUAAAAUUAAUUAAACAUUUUAAAGUACAGUUACUAUUAUAAGUUUAUUUAUUCAUAAAAAUCAUGUGUUUUCUUCAUUUUAUCAUAAAAAUACCUACCAAAUUAUAAUGCAAACUUCACUUCUAACCUAAGAUACUUCAUAUAAGUUUAUAGGUGUUCAGUCUAUGGCUAAUAUUUUCACAUGCAAAAAGGGGUUAAGCCGAGUGCUGAAUAUACAUGCCCAUACACUUAAGACCCAUAGAUUAGAGCAACUUAUAAUUAACCAACAUAUUAAGGAUUACUAAUUAUAUAAAAAAUACUAUAAAAACCCCACAUACACCUCAAACAUAACUCUUACAACUUCUAAUAUUAUAGACCAUAAACCUCAAAAUAUACUGCUCUUGCAAAAACGAACAUAAAAUACACAAUGGAAAUAUACGAAUGCCAAUCCCAAUCAUUUUCUCGCAAAUGCACUUAAACAUGUGAAUUUGAAUCUUAGUUGAUGUCUCAAGCAUAUAUAAUCAUGUAGUCAUGACAGUCAAAAAUUAUAGUAUGGGUGAAUUAUAUUUCCUUAUUAAUACACAUAUAGUUUGUCACCCAUAAAGUCUGGGUGAUGCGAUCAUCCAAAUAGUCACAAUUAUCAUAUUUCAAAACC
Brassica napus (rape) is the source of this 4960-nucleotide messenger RNA. RefSeq lists its product as uncharacterized. NCBI's taxonomy places the organism in Eukaryota, Viridiplantae, Streptophyta, Magnoliopsida, Brassicales, Brassicaceae. The record is from RefSeq and is a predicted model, not a curated record. The transcript has 5 exons. Bases 1842 to 2651 code for a protein of 269 amino acids.